This is a messenger RNA of Glycine soja, 483 nucleotides long. RefSeq lists its product as uncharacterized. Bases 1 to 483 code for a protein of 160 amino acids. The record is from RefSeq and is a predicted model, not a curated record. Lineage: Eukaryota; Viridiplantae; Streptophyta; Magnoliopsida; Fabales; Fabaceae. The transcript has 4 exons.
AUGAAAGUGAGCAAAGACUAUUUGAAUUUUCAACCCUGUACUUUAGAAGGUGCGGAAGCAAACAAGUGGAGAUGGUUUGAGAGAUGUAUUGGAGCACUUGAUGAGACUCAUAUUUCGGUUACAGUUUCUCCUGAUGAGAGACCUAUAUAUCGUAAUAGAAAGGGUGAUGUCUCUACAAAUGUGUUAGCUGCUUGUGGUCUAGAUUUAAGGUUUAUUUAUGUGUUACCUGGGUGGGAAGGGUUUGCAGGAGAUUCUCGAGUAUUACAAGAUGCAUUACGUCGUCAAAACAAAAUUGAAAUUCCAACUGGUAAGUAUUUUCUUGUGGAUGCGGGAUAUACCAAUGGUCCGGGAUUUUUAGCACCAUAUCGAGGAACUAGAUAUCAUCUCAAUGAGUGGAUUGGAAACACCCCUCAAAGUUACAAGGAGUUAUUUAAUCUUCGUCAUGCAAGUGCUCGAAAUGCAAUAGAAAGGUUGAAUAAGUGA